Seminavis robusta is the source of this 1467-nucleotide messenger RNA. Lineage: Eukaryota; Bacillariophyta; Bacillariophyceae; Naviculales; Naviculaceae. The record is from the annotation of a GenBank genome assembly.
AUGAGUUCUUCUACUUUUUCUUCACAAGAUAAUGACGCGUCAAAAAGUAACGACAAACCCAGCACUAAAAACAACAAUCUUGUAGUGGUCUUGACAGGACCGACUGCCGUGGGCAAGAGUGAUGUGGCGGCUCGAAUUUGUGCCAAUCAUCGGGGACUGAUUGUUUCGGCCGAUUCCGUCCAAGCCUACCAAGGCGUACAGAUUGGGGCCAACAAACCAACCCCGGAAGAGCAACGAGAAACGCCCCAUAUGCUGGUAGAUGUCGUCGAUCAGGAUACCAACUACAACGCCGCCGAAUGGCAACGAGAUGCCCUCCGUGUCAUUGCCAAAUUGUUGUCGCAAACUACCAGUGAGAAUGAUGAUGAUGAGAAUGAUGAAACACUCGACAAAGCUACCCAACAACGCCAAGAAAUGAUCAAUCAAACCAUUUUAGAUGCCAAACGCCUCAAGGGAUAUCCAGACGCAGAACCCGUCCUUCCCGUUGUGGUGGGAGGCACCAUGAUGUACUUGCAAUGGUUGGUACAUGGGCGACCGGAUGCCAGCAAACCAAGUCCUCAGGCGGUACAAAAAGCCCAUGAGGUCAUGGCCCCAUUUCAAGAACAAGAGGAUUGGGACGGCGCUGUACAACAUGUGCAAUCCCAUGGACCCAUUUUUGCGCAGCGCAUCACCACCCUCUGUGGUCGCGAUUGGUAUCGGUUACGGAGAACCUUGGAAAUUGCUUUGAUGGUACAAGAACAAGAGCAACAACAAACAUCUGACGACAACAACCAACAGCAACAACAAGACGACCUGAUUGAAAAACUCUUUACAGGUCAACGAGAGAAAAGUCUCGAAUCGUACGGGUACGACGUCCGCUGUUUCUUUCUCUGUCCCGACGAUCGCAUGGCGCAUACUGCACUGGUCGAUGAACGAUGCGAAGUCAUGAUCACGAAGGGACUCUUACGAGAAACCACCGAUCUCCAAUUGGCAGGACAAUUGCCUGACAUGGCCGCACGAGCCAUUGGAUAUCGACAAACCCUCGAAUAUCUGCAACGAGAAGGAGCCAAAGAUGAUGAUGAAGAUGCCUUUCAAGAAUACUUGAAUCAAUUCACCACAGCCACACGACGCUACUCCAAAAAACAAAUGCAAUGGUUUCGAAAAGAUGACAAGUUUGUAUUUGUUCCAAUUGUCAUGGAAAACGAAAAGGCCACGCGAGUGGAAGCGGCCGCCAAGGCGAUUCAGGAAAUGAUUCGUCUGCCCCGCAAUGAGUAUGAACGAGUGUGCUUUGCGGAGGACAGUGUUUCCGCCAAGACCAUGAAAGACAAUGAAGCCCAAGGAAAAGGGAUGAAAUUCUAUCAGUUCAAACGGUAUCACUUGAAACCGGGAACGGCAGAACUUGCCAAGGCAUUGGAAAAAGCAGAUGGUUGUACCCAACAAAUUCAGGCCAAAAGGAGAGAAAUGGUGAAUGUAGUGGAGGGAAUAAAAUGA